This is a messenger RNA of Homarus americanus (American lobster), 1362 nucleotides long. RefSeq lists its product as uncharacterized. The transcript has 9 exons. The coding region runs from base 25 to 1362 and encodes 445 amino acids. The record is from RefSeq and is a predicted model, not a curated record. Lineage: Eukaryota; Metazoa; Arthropoda; Malacostraca; Decapoda; Nephropidae.
ACAGCAGCGUUGGUGACCAGUGUGAUGCCAGGAGGCGGUAUGGUGGAGGUGUGGGUGGUGAUGGGUGUGUUGUGGGCGGUGCUCACCCCUGCCCUGGCCACCAACAACACGAGGAUAUAUAAGAAAGUCAGCAGCAACGUGCAAAUUACCUCAGACAUCCUCGCCUCGUACUCACUACCUGGGACAACUUCUAGCGCCCGUGUACCGUGUGCGUCGAGGUGCAAUACACAACACGGCUGCCAGGCCUUCAACCUCGGCCACAACCUCCCACACGAAUGUCACCUCCUCAACCUCAUCUUCCCAGAGACCAGAGUCCUGGCCCAACCCUUCGACCUUUACGUCUCUACUGACGUAACUACAACCAUCACCAACGACCAGUACCAGACGUGGGGGUAUUGGAGGUCGUGGACCAUGUGUGACGAUGGUUCAUUCAUUCACAAGUGGAAGGUCAAGUCGGAAGAGUAUGCCAACUCCACCAUGGCUACAGACCAUGUGGGUGUGUCAAUAAUACAAGUGACCUGCAUCUACCCCGGAGGCGCCCCAGCCUCCGUCCUCACCCAAGGCGUCACUGACUUCAUUCCUGCUGGGACCUGGAGCGUGCUGGAGUGUCCUGGUGGUACCUGGAUGAAGGGCUUCACACAGGCAGUAACGCCCACGCUCGGAGGUGGUGAUGACGAUGCUCUUGCCAACAUGAGACUUUACUGUUCCCAGGACUCUGCUGGAAGUGGAGUUGCAAAGCCUCGUCUACCAGCAGGAACAGCAGCGUUGGUGACCAGUGUGAUGCCAGGAGGCGGUAUGGUGGAGGUGUGGGUGGUGAUGGGUGUGUUGUGGGCGGUGCUCACCCCUGCCCUGGCCACCAACAACACGAGGAUAUACAAGAAAGUCAGCAGCAACGUGCAAAUUACCUCAGACAUCCUCGCCUCGUACUCACUACCUGGGACAACUUCUAGCGCCCGUGUACCGUGUGCGUCGAGGUGCAAUACACAACACGGCUGCCAGGCCUUCAACCUCGGCCACAACCUCCCACACGAAUGUCACCUCCUCAACCUCAUCUUCCCAGAGACCAGAGUCCUGGCCCAACCCUUCGACCUUUACGUCUCUACUGACGUAACUACAACCAUCACCAACGAUCAGUACCAGAAGUGGGGGUCUUGGAGGUCGUGGACCAUGUGUGACGAUGGUUCAUUCAUUCACAAGUGGAAGGUCAAGUCCGAGGAGUAUGUCACCCCCACCGCGGACAAAGACCAUGUGGGUGUGUCAAUAAUACAAGUGACCUGCAUCUACCCCGGAGGCGCCCCAGCCUCCGUCCUCACCCAAGGCGUCACUGACUUCAUUCCUGCUGGGACCUGGAGCGGUAAGUGA